AUGGAGUGCUGCCAUGAAAUUGAGGACUGCCACAGGUGUUAUGAGGAAAGAACUGCAGCCUGUGAACUCAAAAGACGUAUAUUCGGCUUCAUUCGUCAAACCGUGAACUCAUCACUAGAGGGUGAUAUGAACCCUACAUUUCACCACAGAAUUCACAUCCCAUCCUCAGCUUUCAAAGGAGCUGCCACCACAGUGAUGGCUUCUGUUAUCAACAGCACUUAUUUUAAGCUGAGUCCUCCUCAGAAAAGUAGAUUCCAAUUCCACCGCAGAGAAGGCACUGUGCUCGGAGGAUUAGUCCUCGCGGUGAAGGCAGUUAACAUGACAGAAAAUGGUGAAAUCAUCAGAAAUCUCUUACAACCCAUCAUGUUAUUCUUCAAACACAACAAAAAGUCUUCACAGAUUACAGAUGGAACUUGUGUAUUUUGGCAGGAAUCAGACAAUGGAACAGGUUACUGGAGUGUUAAAGGCUGCAAAACCAAUAAAACUGAAGAUGAAUUUAUUUGCAGCUGCGACCAUCUCAGCUUCUUUGCUGUUCUUGUGGACAAGCAACUCCUUCAUGAAACUACCAUGAAGAAAUGUGUAAGUCGGCGGUGUCCUGAGAAGGCCACAGGUCUGCACAUGCAACUUACAGGGGCAAUGUUCUGCCUCCACCUCAGCUUCCUGCUGUGCAGUUUCUGGGAAUGGCUGAGGAAAAAUGAGGACAGCUCAAUUUGCCUGGUUCUUGGUCUCUUUCUACAUUGGUCUCUGCUGGCCACCUUGACCUGGAGUGCUCUGGAGGGGUUUCAAAUCUACCUUUUGCUCAUUCGGGUCUUUAACAUCUAUAUCAGGAGAUACCUGCUCAAACUCUGCCUGGUUGGAUGGGGUUUUCCCACAUUGGUCGCAACAAUUUGUGGGAUUUCAGGUGUUUAUGGCAAGUACACUCUACAACUAAGGGAAACCAAAAAUGGCAAUUCAACAGCACAAAUGUAA
Molecule: messenger RNA, 969 nt
Organism: Pundamilia nyererei
Lineage: Eukaryota; Metazoa; Chordata; Actinopteri; Cichliformes; Cichlidae
Source: RefSeq, a predicted model, not a curated record